AUGUGUUGUGUUGCUCAAUCCCAUUUGCCAAUCAGAGAAAAUGCGACUAAAGAAAGCUCAACUAAAAUGAAUCAUGAAACUCGUUCAUCAAUGAUUGCUCAACUGGAUAGUUUGCAGCGAUUAAGAGAAGUGGGCUGGUAUUGGGGUCCAUUGAGUUGGCUCGAUGCUGAACGUUUACUUACAGAUAAACAAGACUAUUCAUUCAUUGUUCGAGAUAGUAAUCAUCGUCAUUAUUUUCUGGCAAUUACAUUCAAAUCUCAAGGCAAUAUUCAUCAUACGCGUAUUGAACAUAGUAACAAUUCGUUUGGUUUCUAUCAGAGUACAACGAAAUCGCAAUGUACAUCAUCUGACGUGGUGGAAUUUAUCGAGAGCAUCAUUGAACAUUCGAAUUCGGGUCAAUUUAUGUUUUUCAUUCGAUCAAAUGUGCCUGGUCAACCAAUGAUUCCUGUUCGGCUAUUAUAUCCAGUAUCGCGUCAUACUUAUAUGGCAUCAUUAAAACAUAUCACCCGGUUCUUUAUUCAUCGACAAAUACGUCGUGAUCGUAUAGAUGAUCUCGACCUUCCCGUACGAUUAAAAGCCUUUCUAAAAGAACCACAAAUCUAUACGGAAUACCUUCCGCAUGCAGACACAUAA
This is a messenger RNA of Adineta ricciae, 633 nucleotides long. Lineage: Eukaryota; Metazoa; Rotifera; Eurotatoria; Adinetida; Adinetidae. The record is from the annotation of a GenBank genome assembly.